GGACACUCCUGGCAUUAUUGUCAGUCCGAAUAGCACCUCACUCAGUCAAGCGCAGGCAACGGCACAGACCCCAAGACCCUCCCAGCUGCGACGCUGUUCGCAACUCUCCGACCGCUCUCCGAUGGCUUCCCCGCCGCCGUCUUGGUUUGCGGGAAGAAGUAAGGUUAAUGAACCAGAUCAAUCAGAUCCUCAACAACCAAUUCAUUUUGAUCCUACACAACCCAUAUUAUCAGAACCAACACCUCUGAGAAGUGAGCCUUAUAUUCCGCCUACAAUGGAUUUAUCAGAAAAUACAGAUUUUGAAGAACAAAUGGAGCAAGUUAGGAUAGUUCUUCCAACUCACUCAACAAUAGAAGAGAAGAAUAAGAUUUUGGAAACCAACCAGUCAGCGAUUAUCUUGACUGGAGCGGCUGCUGCAUUGGCACAAGGGGGACCAACAGUAGGAUCAAUUGACAUUGGCGAGAAUGAAGACUCAUACUUAUUCCGUGUCUCUAUACCAGGGGCUUUGAAGGAAGACAAAUUUAGUUGUGAUGUUGAUCCUGAUGGGAAAGUAUUCAUACAAGGAGUAACUACAACAGGAGGGAAAAUAGUAUGCAGGGAUUUCCAUGUCUUUAAGAUGAAGACGCAAAAUCUGUGCCCACCAGGUCACUUCUCUGUCUCUAUCCAGCUUCCUGGUCCAGUUGAAAGCGAGCAAAAAAUUGUGUCUCUGGAGAAUGACGGGAUUCUGGAGGGCAUUUUGAAGAAAAAAUUACCUUAAAAUAUUUGCUUCGAGGAGCUUGUAUGUUUUAGUAUGAUGAAGAGGUCUGAGUUGAAUGGAGAAGACUCCAUAUGUUAGGACUUAAGAUGUAGACAAUAAAUAAAUAAUUGCCUCUGUUUUGCGGGGGAUGAAGCCUGGGAUACAAGCUAGAGGUGAUAUACCGUACUCUUGCUCGAGCCCAAGUAAUAGUGAACUGGGGCUUUGCUAAGCUGUAUGUAUGCACUCAUUUUAAGACUGGAAGCUGUGUUCAUGGGUGGACUAUGUUUUGUUACCGUAGAUAUCUACCAAGGCCAGUUCAUGGUGAAACAGCUGGUUGUGAUUAACAGCUUGCUGAUCAAAGCACCAAACUGCAGUUAAUGGCUGAAGCAAUUUUGGCAUCAUAAAGUUUUCUUGCCAUCUGGAACCGCAUAAUUUGUAGAGUCAUGAUCUCCAUAGAAGGUGCAGCCCCAGGCGAUGAAGAUGAUGAGGAUGAGGGACAUCUGAAAGCAUGAUGGAUUACAACAAAAAUUUCGGACUUCUCAAUACGCAGAUGUUUGAAAGUCAAAUCGUUGAUAGAUUACCAGAAUAUUUCUGAACCUCUCAAAAUGCAGAUGUUUGAAAUUCAGAUUGGUAGUUUCCGUUUUGCAUCGGUGUACACCGAAUUAUGUUUCAAUCUCUUUGUUUACGAAAUCUAUUGUGCUCCAAGUGUCCUAAACUUUGGACACAAGAACAUUAACUCCACUGCCAGGUUUCAUCUUUGUUAUGUAUCUUCUCACUCGGUCAGCUAUAUCAACAUUUUCAUGUUUCUCGCAGCCGUUCAAGAGAGCUCCCCACAUAGCAACAUUGGGUUGGAUCGGCAUCUCUUCCAGCAGUCUCAUCGCCUCAUCAAAGCAGCCUGCUCGACUCAGAAGACCAAUGCUCUGCAGUCAGUUUUAUGCCAUAAAGAUUUACCAUCGAGGCAAAAUGUCUCUGAACCUCCCCCACAAGACAGAUAUGGCUACAUGCCGAUAAAACCCCAAUUAGCCUCUGAUCACAGGGUUCCAGAUGUAGACACCAGGCUGAGUAAUCUGCCCGAAAACUCUCUUUGCGUAGCCGAGGUCUCUGGCAUCGGAAUUUGCACAAAAAUCGACAAGCCUACUUAACUGGAUGACAUUGUUAAAAAACUGAGGUGGUGAUCAUCAGCCCAUGUAUUUGUUUCAGUUCACUCAUGGUUCUGCAUUUUUCCAUGAGUGAGAGAAUGGUUUUCUGGUGUUUCUUCAUGAAUCAUGAGCAUUUUGAUUCAAAUGGAAGAACUUGAUGGGCAAAUCAAAAGAUGAUCUUUAAACUCCAAA
Messenger RNA from Pyrus x bretschneideri (Chinese white pear), 2067 nucleotides. RefSeq names its product alpha-crystallin domain-containing protein 22.3-like. The record is from RefSeq and is a predicted model, not a curated record. Bases 122 to 757 code for a protein of 211 amino acids. Lineage: Eukaryota; Viridiplantae; Streptophyta; Magnoliopsida; Rosales; Rosaceae. Gene Ontology annotation, cellular component: nucleus. The transcript has 7 exons.